CUUAAAUUUGUCCGUAAUCGAUUGAGAAUCUUCCAUUUUGGCAAAACUCGAGCACGAGCCGCAGAGAAAAUCGUCCUCUCGAAGACAACUUCAGUCAUGGCGGACUUGUGCUGAGGUCUGAUCUAACAUUCUGCGUGCCGAUCGUCAGCUGGCCCUAAAUGCAACAUAAGCGUCAUCAUUCAAUAACUGGUUUUCUAUUGCUUGAAUUAGAAUUUGGUAUCUGGUCCAGCAUUAUACUGGCUGGACUUAAGUAGUGGAGGAGUGCAUUUUAUUGGCUAAGAUUGGAUGGAUCUGACAUGGCUGAGUGCCAUUGUAGUUGGGGCCGGCUGCCUGGUUUUGGGAUACUAUAUUGGUUCAAAGUAUCCUCCUCGCAUAUUUUUCAAAGCCAAAUUAGCCAAAAGCAACGAAUCUAGUAGAAGUGGGAAGAAGGAUAAGCCUAAAGAGGCACUUGAGAUUGAAAGUUUGGCUGACAUUCUCGAUGACUUCAAGAUGGUUUUGGUUGUGAGAAAUGAUUUGAAAAUGGGCAAAGGAAAAAUUGCUGCCCAGUGCAGUCACGCAACUUUGGGUCUCUAUAAGAAGCUCCAUCAUCGUGCACCGAAAGCUUUGAAUAGGUGGGAGAUGUGUGCACAGCCCAAGGUGGUUCUGAAAAUAGAGAGUGAGGAAGACAUGCUAGUUUUGCAAGAGAGGGCAAAAUCAUUGAAGUUACCAACCCAUAUUACCAUUGAUGCUGGAAGAACUCAGAUUGCUCCAAAUUCAAGAACGGUGAUGGCAGUACUCGGUCCCGUUGAAGUGGUUGAUGAUGUAACUGGUGGGUUGAAACUCUUGUAGUUCCUGAACUCUCGCCUGUGAUCAGCCCAGACUUCUUCAAGACUUCAGUUUUGUAGCAGAAGGCUCUGCAAAAUCCAGCCAUGCUUGGACCAUCUACACUGUACGAAAUCGAUCUAUGCGAAGCUCGAACAAUCAUGGUACUGAAUACUUAUCACCAUUUCUGAUCUAUGCGAAGCUCGAACAAUCAUGGUACUGAAUACUUAUCACCAUUUCUGAUAAUGACGACAAUGACACUAAUAUGAAUUAACUUAUUUAUUAUAUAAUCGAGUCUGAUUAUAUAUAGCAGAACAGUUGGAAAGUUCUUGGAUUUCCUCGUUUUAGGACUACUCGGUUCAAACCCGCAUAAAGAUUUUAGUUUCACAGAUUGUUCUCAUCUAA
Messenger RNA from Momordica charantia (bitter melon), 1206 nucleotides. RefSeq lists its product as uncharacterized. Lineage: Eukaryota; Viridiplantae; Streptophyta; Magnoliopsida; Cucurbitales; Cucurbitaceae. The record is from RefSeq and is a predicted model, not a curated record. Gene Ontology annotation, molecular function: peptidyl-tRNA hydrolase activity. Gene Ontology annotation, cellular component: cytosol; mitochondrion.